AUGGAGGAAAAUGAAGAGGAAAUUGAGGAUGAGGACGCGAAUGAAGUGGUCGUGGGUAAAGGUAAGGUUCCCCCUCAUUUGAUAAUAAGGGAUGAUAAUGGGAAGGUUAUUAUACAAACUUGUGGUAGCGAGCUUGUUCCGGACAAAGAAGUAGAAAAUGCCAUUAAUUAUGCGAUACACAAACAAUUUUAUAGGGGUUUCUAUAAUUGGACAGCAGUUCCCGCUGAUGUCAAAGAAAAAUGGUUUGCUCUUUUUGCGGACAAGGUUUCAUAG
Molecule: messenger RNA, 273 nt
Organism: Lathyrus sativus (Indian pea)
Lineage: Eukaryota; Viridiplantae; Streptophyta; Magnoliopsida; Fabales; Fabaceae
Source: the annotation of a GenBank genome assembly